This is a messenger RNA of Penicillium bovifimosum, 3948 nucleotides long. Its product is annotated as putative DUF21 and CBS domain protein (Mam3). The transcript is spliced from 3 exons. The record is from RefSeq and is a predicted model, not a curated record. Gene Ontology annotation, cellular component: intracellular membrane-bounded organelle. The coding region runs from base 1 to 3948 and encodes 1315 amino acids. NCBI's taxonomy places the organism in Eukaryota, Fungi, Ascomycota, Eurotiomycetes, Eurotiales, Aspergillaceae. Gene Ontology annotation, biological process: magnesium ion homeostasis.
AUGGCCAUGGGCCUGGCUAUGUAUUUGAAGUACGUUUGCCCGAGUCUCAUCCCAAGUCCCCAACCAGUGCCCGUCUCAUUCAAAUAUUCUUCUGAAUCCCCUCCUCCACUCGAAAGACCGCUCCAAAGACUUCUCCAAACCUCCCACCAAAAGCAAUUGAAGGAUACGAAGCCGUUACUAACCUGGACAGCCCCCCCCAGCCCCACUCCUAGCCCCGAGGUCCCCGAGCCUCGACCAGACCCCAGUGCCGCAGCCUUGGCGACUGAAGCGAAGAAAGCAAAGGCACUGGCAGUCCGCAUCCAGGAGUUGGAAGAGCAGCUCCGGAGGGAGGCCGAGCGGGCGUCUCGGAGGGAGGAUGCCUGGAUGAGAGCCCAGGCACGCCAGCAAGCCGACUACCAGGCCAAGCUCGCUGCUGCCAGACCGAAAGCCAACGAGCGUGGUGCUGGCCAGUACUUUGCCACGGCCCUUGAGUGGCAGCGCAAGUACGAGGACCCGAGCAAAGAGUACCAGUUGACCAAAGAGUGCCAGUUGGCCCAAGAGAACCCGGCCGAUGAGAAGAAGGGGCGACCCCGCUGGGCCCCAGCUAAGUCGGACCGAGUUGGGAAGCACGGCCAGGUUCGGCCUGGUAAAAGACCAACCGCCAGUGCGCAGGCGGCCGUUGUGAAUGUUUGGUGGCGGAAUCAAUUCGCCGGUCUCGAGGCCCAGGCGCGUCAGGCCAUUGAAGCCAAGGACGCCAGGAUCAACCAGAUCAUGGCCGAGGCGUGGCAGGCGAUCAACGCCAGAGACGCCAGGAUCGAACAGCUCACGGCCGAGUCGCACCAGGCCAUUCAAGCCAAGAACGCGGAGAUCAGCCGCUCCAAUGGCCAGGUCAGCCAGGUCAGCCAAGCCACCACCGCGAUCGACCACGAAAACCAGACACUCCGCAGGCAACUUGACAGCACCCAGGCUCAAUUGAACAUGCUGGCCCAGCAGCAUGGGAAGGUUGAGUCUGGGAAGAUGGUGCCUGCGGAGAAGGUCGCGGAAGAGAUCUGCAGGCUCAAGCAGACUCACAGUGAGGAGCUGCUGGCGGCCAGGAGGGAAUGGGAAGGGAAAGUUCAGACCCAGAAAGCACAGUUGGCUGAGCAACGGGAGGAGCUGGACGACAAGAGCGGGCAGUUGAACAAGCUGCGCUCACUCACCGUCAAGAUCGGCAUGGACGGUGAAGCCAAGAAGAGGGAGGUGGCGGUCCUAGAGGCGCAAAUCGCGCAGCUCGGCGAGCAGCUGCUCAACAAGCAGGCCAUCCAGGGGCAAGUUGAGGAUCUCAUUCAGGAGGUCAUGGCAAACUCGAUGCCCCUGGAUGACUUGCAGGACUACGUCGAGGAAGAGCCUCAGUCCACGGCGGACGACGGGGCUGAAGGCAAUGAGCCAGAUGAGGCCGAGGAGACUGAGGAGCAGAAGGCUAUCAGGGCAGCUACGGAGAGCAUCACCGCCGGCAUGAGUGGUGUUGGAGUCAAGGACUCGGUUACGCGCUCCAUACUGAUCCCACCCUUCUAUUGUUCCCCUCCUUUGUUCAUCUGUUGCUUCUCUCUUCCCUUUCGUGUUUUCCAUAAUUCCCUUCCCUUCCCUUCCCCUCUCUCACCACUUGGUCGAACGGCCGUUACAUCACAGCAUGUCACGUUGGUCACUCACUCUCUUAUGAAUUCCUCGCCUUACCGUUCGUUUGCCGCUCGGCCCCUGGUGCUGAGUCUGGCCAAGCUUAUUGUCAUCGCCAUCUCACAAAUACCGUUCACCUAUGCUUCGCCCAUAUUCUCCCCUCUUUCCCUCUCAUCGCGCGACACAGAACCACCAAAAGAACCGAGCGACCCAAGCUUAUGGCUUAAUUUGGGAAUUUCACUUGCUCUUGUGCUGAGCGGUGGAGCGUUUGCGGGCCUUACGAUUGCCCUGAUGGGACAGGAUGAGGUUUAUCUUCAAGUCAUCAAGACCUCCGGCGAAGGCCCCGAACGGAAGAACGCCGCCAGUGUGCUCAAACUCUUGAAACACGGAAAGCACUGGGUUCUUGUCACGCUCCUCCUCAGCAAUGUGAUCACGAAUGAGACUCUACCGAUCGUUCUUGACCGGACACUGGGUGGUGGUUGGCCGGCGGUGUUAGGAAGUACGGCUUUGAUUGUCAUCUUCGGCGAAAUCGUCCCACAGUCGAUUUGCGUUCGUUAUGGUCUGCCUAUUGGUGCUUGGAUGGCACCUUGCGUCUUGGUCCUGAUGUACAUCAUGUCUCCCGUAGCCUGGCCAAUCGCCAAGUUGCUAGACAGACUACUCGGGGAAGACCAUGGAACCAUUUACAAAAAGGCAGGCCUGAAGACGCUUGUGACACUUCACAAAACUUUGGGUGAAGCUGGGGAGCAACUCAACUCGGACGAAGUGACCAUCAUUAGUGCCGUUCUCGAUCUCAAGGAGAAAUCAGUGGGCACCAUCAUGACACCGAUGGAAGACGUCUUCACUAUGUCUGCCGAUACUGUACUGGAUGAACGCACGAUGGACCUCAUUCUUUCUCAGGGUUACUCCCGCAUCCCUAUCCAUGCUCCUGACAACCCGAUGAACUUUGUUGGCAUGCUCCUUGUCAAAAUGCUCAUUACGUACGACCCUGAAGACUGCAAAAGGGUUCGCGACUUUGCUUUGGCGACACUCCCCGAAACACGCCCUGAGACCAGCUGUCUGGAUAUUGUCAACUUCUUCCAAGAGGGUAAAUCCCACAUGGUUCUUGUCUCCGAAUUCCCUAGCGAGGAUCGAGGCGCCCUUGGCGUUGUCACCUUGGAAGACGUUAUUGAAGAGUUGAUCGGUGAAGAAAUUAUUGAUGAAUCCGAUGUUUUCAUUGAUGUCCACAAAGCAAUUCGACGAAUGGCACCGGCACCAAAAUCGCGGGUCCCCAAAGGCAAGAUUGUCGAAGAGCCUCCUUUGAAUGCCUCUAUCAUCACCGACGGUGAUUUAGUUGACGCCAAUACCUCAAACCCCUCAUCUCUCCCUAAGACUUCCGACUUAAUCCGGCGCCGGAGUUCUGUGGAAGCGCCACUCCCCCGCUUUCAACUUCGAAAACCCAAUGGCGAUGCCACUCCUAACUCGGCAAACGAAUGGGUCACGCAAGUAGGCACCACUGAUGAAAUCCGGGAACAUCUGAAACAUCUUGGUCCCUCCAACCUGGCCAGUCGUCCGCGACAAACCCGUUACCACACUGUCAAGAUCAAACGCAGCAGCGCCUCUCCAUCCCGUUCUGCACAAACCGAUCAUGAGUCUGCGCGAAGCACGACCGAAUCUCAGAAGCUUAUCCCAUCUUCCACUGGCUAUCAAGGGGGCAUUGGCGCUGGUUUACUGAACUCGGCGGGACAAGAUGCCAAAGAUGGCGCGCAUGCUCUGAAAAUCGGCUACGGCACCAUGCCUUCGCAUGACACUAUGAGCAAGAGUACCAGUGCUCAGCAAUACAAAGAUCUUCCCCAAGUUUCUAUUCCCGAGCCUGUCCAUGAGGAACAUGAAGACCAACCGCGUUCUGGGUCGACGCGGGAGGCUAAUAGUGAUUCUCAUGGGGAGUACGAAGACCAGACGCGUUCUCGGUCGACGCAGAAGGCUAGUAGUACCGAAGGCAGUGUUCAAUCGUCCGAUUCACCUCCGUCGUUUCCUUAUCGGCAUCGCGGUCCAGCCCGCAGUGGUAGUAUCACCGAACAGGUCGUGGAUGUGAAUGGUAUUCGCAAGGUCGUCCUCCAUGCCAACCGCACGAGUUCUUCAGACGGCGAACCCAAUUCCCCCGGCCAACAUCGCGAUCAUAAGCCUUCCGAGGGAGCAGUUCUUGAUACCGAUGAUGCAAAACCAGAGACAGGCGACAAUGGUCCCGCAAAAUCCAGAAAGAAGCGUCGCCGAAAGAAGCAUGGCAAGGCUUCAACUACGGACGGUGAUACAUCGGAGAAUCAGCCACUACUUCGAUAA